AUGGCUCCCAAAAAGGGGGUGUGCCCGAUGCUCCUCAACGACAGAGUAUGCCACGACCAGGGCAAAGGUUGCCCAUACUCGCAUAAAAUGUCAGCCAUCCGGUGGUGGAAGAUGACUGCGGGACAGGAACGAUGCGGCCAUGGUGCCAACUGCUCAUACCUCUUCACUGGCAGCUGCCUAUGGUUUCACACAGCAAAGGACCGGGCGUCAGUGGCUAGGCUGCGCCAGCAGCGGACUACCGAGGUGUCCAGCGGUCUCGCUCAAGGAGAGUCGCUGGAUAUUCUGUCUCUCGGUCUCGGUGUUGAGCCGUUCAGCAUUGCACAGGUUAAAGAACUCGCGAGCUUCAACAAGGUCGCCGAUGGCGAGAUUGCCGUUCCAGGUGCUCCUCCACGGUUCACACCGCUGACGCAGCCGUUGCGAAUGCAGGCCGACUCGAACAACGAAGCCAUUCCCUCCCGCUACCCACAAUACGCAUACAUCUUCGAGCCCCUGCUACGAUCUGUCCAAGUGAUGCAACCGAACGUGGAUGUGUUUGGUGCGACCGACGUAAUCAGCAACGUGAGCAACCUCCUGUUGCAACGAAGCCUGAGCCACCACCGUGUGCUGUCGUACCGCUUCGCGGACUUGCAGCUAGUGGUACAAGCCGAAGUUGAUGCCUACCACUGCGAGUGCGACCACGAUACGCCGUCGCCCGAACUUGUUUCCGUUACCCCCGGAAAGGCGAAACGACACUCAGACCCCGGUCCACUGUCCCCAGGCCGGCGUCACCGACGCAACUCGUCCAAGCCAUCGGCCCGAGCCUCUCCGUCCAUCGCCUUCGCUGCCCUAGCCCUCGAUGACCCAGGCGACAGUCCCGGUUUCACACCCGCCAGCCCCAUCACCCACCCCAGUCCGACCCUGUGCGUCCACCACACCCGCCGCAGCAUCCCCGCCCCUUGUCUGAUCGAAAUCAAGACGAGAAACGCCCGCUCGCCUGCGCUCUCCACCGACGAAGCACAGCUGUACUUUUCUCAGCGGACCAAGCUCUACCUUGCCCGCCACGACCACGGCUUGUUCAGUCCGGGGCCAGAGCUUGUCGUCCAGGACAUGGAGCAGAAGCUGCAACUUUGGGAGCAAGAUCAGCAGGCGACACUGCGGAAGCUCGCCGACCUACUGAAGGUCGUCCGGGACAGGGUCAAGGUGUUGAAGGGCCAGGGAGUAGAGAGGGUUAGCCUGCUUUGUCAGUGCGACGGGACCGGGAGGGAGGGGGGCGUUAGUGUCAGGUUGUGUGAGCGAGCAGAGGGGGAUGGAGGGGCGUUGUUACCGCCUGUGGUGUAG
Messenger RNA from Chaetomium fimeti, 1317 nucleotides. RefSeq lists its product as uncharacterized. NCBI's taxonomy places the organism in Eukaryota, Fungi, Ascomycota, Sordariomycetes, Sordariales, Chaetomiaceae. The transcript is spliced from 3 exons. The record is from RefSeq and is a predicted model, not a curated record. Bases 1 to 1317 code for a protein of 438 amino acids.